AUGUCUAAACUGAUUACCGUCUUCGGUGCCACCGGGCAACAAGGUGGCUCUGUCAUCCGUUCUAUUCUGCAAGAUGAUAUCCUAUCCAAGGAGUUCAAAAUCCGUGGUAUCACUCGCGAUACUUCAAAGCCAGCAGCCCAGGCGCUGUUGAAGCAGGGAGUUGAGCUUGUUUCGGCUGAUAUGAACUCCAAGGAGUCAUUGGUGAAAGCAAUUCAAGGAAGUCACUCCGUCUUUCUUGUCACCACCCCUGCUUGGGGAGUAGCUGGAUCCGACGCCGAGCUUGUCCAUGGCAAGAAUGUCGCCGACGUCGCCAAGGAAAGCGACGUUCAGCAUCUCAUCUUCUCUUCCCUUCUCGAUGUGACUAAGGAGACCGCUGGCCGACUCAAGCAUGUCCCUCACUUCGAUCAAAAGGCUCAGGUUGAGCAGUACAUCCGGUCAAUCGGUGUUCCGGCUACAUUCAUCUUGCCUGGUUAUUUCAUGGGCAACUAUACCUCUUUUGGCAUGCUGCGCAAGGGCGACGAUGGUGUCUACACCUUGGCCUAUCCUAUUGGCCAAGAUUCCCAGUUCCCUCUCAUUGAUAUUGCAAGUGACAUGGGUAAAUUCGUCGCCGCUUCCUUGAAGCUCCGUUCCGAAACCCUUGGUGCUCAAAUUCUUGCGGCGGCUGAGUACUACACUGCCACUCGCAUCCUUGCUGAGUAUGAGGAGGUUACUGGGAGAAAGACCCAGUUCAUGCAGAUUGACCCUGAAACCUACAAGAGCUUUAUCCCCGGCCCAAUGGGCGAGGAGAUGCUGGAGAACCAUCUGUUUAUCGAGAAGCCUGGUUACUAUAACGGCCGAAGCUUGAAGGAGAGUCAGGAUCUGCUUAAGAAGGCUGGGUUCCAGGCUACAUCCUGGAAGACCUUCCUGGAGGAGAACAAGUCUACCCUCUAA
Molecule: messenger RNA, 930 nt
Organism: Penicillium olsonii
Lineage: Eukaryota; Fungi; Ascomycota; Eurotiomycetes; Eurotiales; Aspergillaceae
Source: the annotation of a GenBank genome assembly